Erythranthe guttata (spotted monkey flower) is the source of this 1165-nucleotide messenger RNA. RefSeq lists its product as uncharacterized. NCBI's taxonomy places the organism in Eukaryota, Viridiplantae, Streptophyta, Magnoliopsida, Lamiales, Phrymaceae. The record is from RefSeq and is a predicted model, not a curated record.
GCAUCCAAUCUUACCAAAGCAAAAAUAUAUGGUGGGCCCCAUUAGCUGAUAUCUAAAGCAAAAACAUUUUGACAUUAUACAACCCACAUUGACCGGGUUCUCUCCUUUUAUCCAACACAAGAAAAAAAUGACACUUUUGAAUCAAAAGUAAAAUAUAAAUAAAUAAAGAAAAUAAUUUGACUAAGUCAAGCUCACUAAAAAGUCAUUCCCCUAGUUUUCCCCUAUAUAUACAUAUAUACUAUAUAUCCUAUGUAUGCAACAUUAGAAACAAACAAAGAAUUUAAUCAUAAGUGAUAAAUAAUAAAUAAAUUUAUUACAAAAGUAAUUAUUAAUAACAAUAAUGGGAAGAGCACCUUGUUGUGACAAAACAAAGGUGAAGAGAGGGCCUUGGUCUCCUCAAGAAGACAACACUCUCAAAAACUAUGUUGAGAAUCAUGGUACUGGUGGCAAUUGGAUUGCUUUGCCUCAUAAAGCAGGGCUUAAGCGUUGCGGCAAGAGUUGUCGACUGAGAUGGCUGAAUUACCUCCGGCCGAACAUCAAACAUGGCGGCUUCACUGAGGAAGAAGAUCAUAUCAUAUUAACACUCUAUCAUAAUAUUGGAAGCAGGUGGUCGGUCAUAGCUUCACAACUCCCCGGAAGAACCGAUAACGACGUGAAAAACUACUGGAACACCAAGUUGAAAAAGAAGCUACUACUGGCGGCGGCAGCCACCUCCACCACCACCUCCGCCGCCACCACCGCCACCACCUCGUCGUCGAACAACAGCUUCACUAGUGUUACGACGAACAAUUAUAACAACCUUUGGCAACCUUCUUCCUCUUCUAUUUACAGCACAAACGAUAUUAUUAAUUAUGAAUUAAUUAAUAAUAUGUUGCCAUAUUUUCCGUCCAACGAUCAAGAAUUGAUGAACCCGCUUCCGGGCCUCACGGAAAUACCCGAAAACGAAACCGAGGUCGAAAACAAUGCGUAUAAUUGUGGACUGUUUCACCCCUGUGCAGCUCCUCCAUUUUCAGGCCAGCUUACUACAUCAUUUUCUCUAGACAACAAUAUUAUUAUUAAUAAUAAUAAUAAUAUUAAUAUUAAUGGCGAAAGUGAAGAAGACAAGUUUCUGGCUGAAAUGGUCUCUGAUUAUUACAGCUUUGAUUUUUCAAGACAAUUUCUGUAA